AUGCUCUUUAAGUAAAUUUUUAACAGGUAAUCUAGUAUAUUUUUCAAAGAAAUCCGUCAUGGCGGGGGUUUAUCUGUUUUAGACCAAUCAAAUCGCUCGAUUCAACCAGCUGAUUCAUGACAUUCAGGAUUCUUUGUUUAUCAUCAUAGAGAAGAAUAAAUUUACAAUAUCCUUAGUUCAAAAACUAGUUACAAGUAUUUCUUUCAACAGAGCAGAACUAACAAAUUAGAUUAUGAAGGUCCUGGGGGGUCCUUUUCUUCGCCUUUUUCGCCUACGCUGGAGCCGUUUCUUUCUUUGAUUUAGUCCAGGAAGAAUGGGCCUCUUUCAAGGUAACGCACAAAAAGCAAUACGAAAGCGUGACGGAGGAAAAAUUCCGCAUGAAAAUCUUCAUGGAAAACUCCCACAAAGUGGCCAAGCACAACAAAUUAUACGCCAUGGGUUUGGUCUCUUAUAAAUUAGGUAUGAACAAGUACGCCGAUUUGUUGCACAGCGAAUUCACCCAUUUGUUGAACGGCUUCAACAAAUCCAAAAACCUGCUCGGAGGGCAAGACAUGGACGAUUCCGUGACGUUCAUCAAACCGGCCAACGUUCAACUGCCCGACGAGGUCGAUUGGAGAGUCAAGGGGGCCGUGACGCCUGUCAAAGACCAAGGCCACUGCGGAUCCUGCUGGAGUUUCAGCGCCACUGGAUCCCUGGAAGGACAACACUUCAGGAGAACCGGAAAAUUGGUGUCCCUUUCCGAGCAGAAUCUCGUAGAUUGUUCUGGAAAAUACGGCAACAACGGCUGCAACGGGGGCCUCAUGGACAACGCCUUCCGGUACAUCAAAGACAACCGUGGUAUCGAUACCGAAGCUUCCUAUCCUUACAAGGCCGAAGACGAGAAAUGCCAUUACAACGCUCGCACGAAGGGGGCCACCGAUAAAGGUUUCGUGGACGUUCAAUCGGGAGACGAAGACGCCCUGAAGGCUGCUGUAGCUACUAUUGGACCCAUUUCCGUUGCUAUUGACGCCAGUCACGAAACGUUCCAGUUGUACUCUGACGGAAUCUACUCGGAUCCGGAAUGCAGCUCGACGGAUUUGGACCACGGGGUGUUGGUGGUGGGUUACGGUACGGACGGGGACGAUAAGGAUUAUUGGUUGGUGAAGAAUUCGUGGGGGCCCAGCUGGGGUUUGAACGGGUACAUUAAAAUGGCCAGGAACAAGAAUAACCUUUGCGGGGUGGCUACGCAGGCCAGUUAUCCGCUUGUGUGAUAACCCGGGCGGGUUAUGAACUUUACUGAUGGUUAUUUAGGAGAUUAUGUUUCGCCUCUCUUUUUUUGUAUCGUUUCUCGAAUGGUAGAUUAGUUUAGGAUGAUUCUUUUUUUGUAUUUCUUUUAUUAGUGGAUUUCAUUUUGUAAUUAUGUCUCUUCUAGCAUCGAUGAUUCUCUUUUAUCAGUAUAGGCUGUGUUAUGUAUUUUAUUUAAAAGCAACAGUUUCGUUUGAAUUAGUGUCGAGUGUAAAGUUAUUCAAUCGCUCACGUUUUAUUUCGUUUGGAAAUUAAUAAAGAAUAUUUUAAAUA
This is a messenger RNA of Phyllotreta striolata, 1557 nucleotides long. NCBI's taxonomy places the organism in Eukaryota, Metazoa, Arthropoda, Insecta, Coleoptera, Chrysomelidae. The record is from the annotation of a GenBank genome assembly.